Messenger RNA from Megalopta genalis, 3386 nucleotides. RefSeq lists its product as uncharacterized. NCBI's taxonomy places the organism in Eukaryota, Metazoa, Arthropoda, Insecta, Hymenoptera, Halictidae. The record is from RefSeq and is a predicted model, not a curated record.
AUCACUCUCUCGCGGCGAUGCGACGCCGUCGUCCAAGAGGCUCGAAAGCGAAAAAAAAAACGUGGCGAAUACCUCGGUGCCAUCAGCCCGUGAAACACGGAACACCGGCGGAGAGCCUCGAUUAGGGGAAAAAGGAGUCGAUGAGAGACGAUUCUCAAGUGUCGAUGAUCUCCUCGACCGCGGAACGUCGAUUGACUAGAUCCUUGUGCAUUUACGACACGUGCGGGUUUCUCGGACACAGGAAACCGUUCGUAUCCACGCUAUUUUUAUUUCGUUUACCCUAUAAUGCUCGACUGGAUCCGCGGCGAUAUCUGCAAGCCUAUAAUAUAUCAUCGGCAAGUUUCACGAUGUCCAGGUACCUCGGUCUGAUCCUCGUUAUCACGAGCUGCGGCCACGUGUACGGCGCCAAGAAAUGCGAAGGGAACGGGCUGGGUCUGAAGUACGCCUGGGGGGACGCGCUCACCGACCCGAUGGACUGCAUAGGCCCGAAUAACCAGCAGUAUCCGUCCGCCGUGAUAUCGAGAAGCGCGAAGAACCUGUGGGCGGGAGGCAGGACGGCCAGGUACCAUCAGCCGAGGACGAUCGAUCCCGAAUCAACCAGGCAGACGCUACUGCACAACUACAAGGUCGCGCGCGGAGACUAUUCCAUGGCGAUGGAGAGCUCUCGGAACGGACGAGCGUUUUCUUCGAAAGAGUCCUGCGGCUCUCCGGCCAGAUUAUGCAAAACGAGGUACAACACCACGGCCCCCAUGUACGGGGUCAGCCUGACCAGCGGCCAGCCGGUGACCAUCGUCCAGAAGUUCCCCGAUCUGCUGCAGCAGGUCGUGUUCGAGGUCUGCGAGUCGAAAGAGUGCGACGUGGUCCACGGCGAGUGCACGCAGACCUACGUGCCUUACCUGUUUCUGGUGAUACCGCUGGGACCGGUGACCCUGACCGGUCAAGAUUACGUUCUGGUCGAGAGCGGUUGCGUCUGCAAGCCGAGGAAUUCGGCGAGCGCCACGUCGGAGCCUCCGGCCGUCCCAAGCUUUUAAACGUUCGUCGAACUCGAGGUGGCCGGCAUCGAGACAUAAAGAUCCUCAGGAGCGGAAAGAUCUCUCGAUCGCCGCGGGACGAGUCGGCUCGCGCCGCCUCGGACCGCUUCGGACUGCGAUGAAUCGGUGGCUGGUGACCCCGAGCUCCGACAACCUCGCCGAGGGACCUAGUAACCUCUUUGGAGCCAGCUCGACCGCCGAGAGAGACCAGUACUUAAGCUGAUAGAGAAUGAUUUCUCGGGAGAGAUCGAGAAAAUCGAAGACUCCUCUUCUGGCUCCGAGUACGCUGCUUUCCUUCCGCGACCGAACGGAGGCAGGGGCCACUUUUACCUUGGAUCGAACGACCUCCCUUUUUUGGUCCAGGGUGACACGAUUUGCCGGAGAUCAUGCUCCCGGCGACCCGCCAUCGCGGAAGAUCCACUUCCGUCCGGAAGACUCGCGACGACGACGAUCUUCGCGUAUCUCUGGACACUCGCCGAUCUGCGCACUAUUCAAACGACAAAAAAAAAAGAAAUCAGCGGUUCACGGCCGAAAGGCGACGCCUCUCGUCGCUCUGCCCUCCUCGAUUUACGACGGGCUGUGGGAGUCGACCCCCGAAACAGAGUUCGAAGAAGUUAUUUCACGGCGAAAAAACGAAUCGGAGCAGUGCGCGAUGGCGGUCGUUUCGCGGAAUCCGGUCUCGGAAUUCGAUCGAGUUCACUAGACCUGGCUCCGCGAGCCGGUUUCGAGCAGGUGGUACAGACCGCUUCGUAACAACGUUCCGCGGGCAGCACCGGCUGGCGGUUAUUCUUUCCAGGAGAGUCAUAAAGUUAUAUCAUUCCCCUCGACUGGACCGUAACGAGCCGGAAACCCUGUUAAUGCCUUCUCCGAUUCUCGAACCGCUUAGCACCGUGAUGCUAUCUCCGGUUCAUAUUUUAUUCGGCCGUUACCUCGGCUCAUUCCACUCCGCAUACCCUGGCAAACAAACAUCUUCGGGAACGGAACGUCCUCUACUCGAAUGCCGCAGGCGUCACGGAAUGUCCGGUUGUUCUCGUAGAAACGAAACGUGUCUUUGACCCCUCGCGUCGAUGAUUCAGACGUUUUGAUACUCUUUCGUCCUAGAAAGUCGCGUGUGACCAAUCUCGGAACUGUGUCUCGGAGUCAACGGACACGCGUCGUCGUUCGCCGACGCGUCCGGCGAGGAAUCGUCUCGAGGAAACAUACGAAUUCAACGAACGUUCAUUUCGCUUUGUAGCGCGCCCAUAUCGGUAUGCAUUUUCGUCACGGCUAAUCGACGUCUAAGAAUGCCGAGAUCGAUAAGCCGGGCUUGGUCGAACGGCGAAGCAUCGGUGUGAAAAAAAAACGAGACACCCUGCUCCCGUCUGCUCGCCGGUGGAUCGUUCUUGUUUCACCGACGAUCGAGUGACUCGACUGGCCCGCUUAUGGUUCUCGGAACCGGACCCCGAAGGACUCGAUGUCGGAAUCGUAGCGACGCGACGAACAGGAUGGACGUGCAGUCGUAGUACGAAUGGACCGUACCAUGAAUUCCGAUGAGUAUAAUGUACCGUUAGCCGCUUUGCGGGACCCUUCACCUCGAUUUACUUCGCUCGGUGAUUUCAUAGACGAGAUCCUUUCAGCGCGGCGCCCCAAAAGCGGCGCCGGCUCGCGCGUUUCCCGCUCAUUCAUGCCGCCUGUCCGCGCCACUUAUCGCGAACAACCGUUCGCGAGCUUGUUCCUUUUUUUUUUUCGAAUCGAGGAUCUAUGAUUUAUGGGGCGAUCCUAACCGUACCGCUGGCUCUCGGUGAUCGUUAAGCGCGCGUCUGCAUAGAAAGCGUCGUUUUCUCUACCGGUCUCGAGCAUUCGCUAAAUUUUUGCCCGUUAAUUAUCUUCUCGAGAAAGCACAGCACGACUGUAGGCCACCGGACGAGAUUGACGGAAUACCGGUUGACAAGUACGCAGAUCGGUACUAUGGUCGGGGAUGGGGAGGGCGAUGGGAAUUCGCGCGUGGAUGUUCUGUGCCAGUGCCGUUACCGAGAAAGUGAUAACAAGAGAAACGGCCCGAGCGCAUCGGAGUCACUUUUCCACGUGCUGGGCAGACGACACACGGCUCGAAGAAUGAGAAUAGGUUGUAAGGAAACCGUCGCGAGACGGUUUCUCGAUGACCGGGUGCGUCGACGAAACGCUGAGGAGCGCUUGGAACGAUGUGUCCGCGCGCGGUGAGUUCAACGCGCGGGACGCGCCGUGGUUUUUGCCCAUUGAACAGAAAAGCAUAAAACGAACGAUACUUCCAUACCGCAUGUCAUCUUUUGUAUCUAUAGCUGUAAUGUGCAAACAUGUAUUUAUAAUUUAUUAUUAGAUUACGAUGUAUUGUGAGAA